AAAGGAGGAAUAACACAGUGUGAGAGGAUCCAGAAAUUAGAGGGUCUUGACAGCCAGGCAGAAGACUUUGACUUCAGUGCAGUAGGGGCCAUUAUGGAUUCCUGAGCAUAAGAGGAACAUGAUGGCAAUGAGAACCGGGCAAAGAUGUUCUCACUUAAACCUCUUUUUCUCCUCCCCUAGCCCUUCCUGUUCUCCAAGUUCCUUCCCUUCCCCUGAAGGACAGCCAGGAGCUGACAGCUUCACUUCUCUCAGCUGGGUCCCAGGUUAUGAGUCCAGGGACAAUAUGGAGCUCAUAGUGAAGCAGAUUUCUGAUGACGCUGAAUCACACUGGGUGGCGCCAGAACACACCGAAAGGAGCGUUCCCCAGGAUCCAGACUUUGCAGAAGUCAGUGACCUUAAGGGCAUGGUACAAAGGUGGCAGGUCAACCCCACUGUGGGGAAGUCAAGGCAGAAUCCUUCCCAGAAAAGGAAUCUGGACGCGAUCACAGACAUCAGCCCUAAGCAAAGCACACAUGGCGAGAGAGGGCACAGAUGCAGCGAUUGUGGCAAAUUCUUCCUCCAAGCCUCAAACUUUAUUCAGCAUCGGCGCAUCCACACUGGAGAAAAACCGUUUAAGUGCGGAGAAUGUGGGAAGAGCUACAAUCAGCGGGUGCACCUCACCCAGCACCAGCGGGUCCACACGGGGGAGAAACCCUACAAAUGUCAGGUGUGCGGAAAGGCUUUCCGGGUGAGUUCCCACCUGGUUCAGCACCACAGUGUCCACAGCCGAGAGAGGCCCUACGGCUGCAAUGAGUGCGGGAAGAACUUCGGUCGCCAUUCGCAUCUGAUCGAACACCUAAAACGCCACUUCAGGGAGAAAUCCCAGAGAUGCAGUGACAAAAGAAGUAAGAACACAAAAUUAAGUAUUAAGAAGAAAAUUUCAGAAUAUUCAGAAGCAGACAUGGAACUAUCUGGAAAAACCCAAAGAAAUGUUUCUCAAGUUCAAGAUUUUGGGGAAGGCUAUGAGCUUCAAAGCAAGCUGGAUAGAAAGCAGGGAAUUCCCAUGAAAGAGAUAGUAGGACAACCCUCUUCAAAGAGGAUGAACUACAGUGAAGUCCCUUAUGUCCACAAAAAAUCCUCCACUGGAGAGAGACCACAUAAAUGUAACGAGUGUGGGAAAAGCUUCAUUCAGAGCGCACAUCUUAUUCAACAUCAAAGAAUACACACUGGGGAGAAACCAUUCAGGUGUGAGGAAUGUGGGAAAAGCUACAACCAACGCGUGCACCUAACUCAGCAUCAGCGCGUCCACACAGGUGAGAAGCCCUACACCUGUCCUUUAUGUGGGAAAGCCUUCAGAGUGAGGUCCCACCUUGUUCAGCAUCAGAGCGUGCACAGUGGGGAGAGACCCUUCAAGUGUAACGAAUGUGGGAAAGGCUUUGGGAGGCGUUCCCACCUGGCUGGACAUCUGCGACUCCACUCCCGAGAGAAAGCCCAUCAGUGCCGUGAAUGUGGGGAAGUCUUUUUUCAGUACGUUAGCCUAAUUGAACAUCAGGUGCUCCACAUGGGUCAGAAAAAUGAAAAACAUGGCAUCUGUGAGGAAGCGUAUAGUUGGAACUUGACAGUGAUUGAAGACAAGAAGAUCGAGUUACAAGAGCAGCCUUAUCAGUGUGAUAUCUGCAGAAAAGCCUUUGGUUACAGUUCAGACCUCAUUCAGCAUUACAGAACUCACACGGCAGAGAAGCCCUAUCAAUGUGAUACAUGUAGAGAAAAUGUUGGCCAGUGUUCCCACACCAAACAACAUCAAAAAGUCUACUUGAGCACAAAAUCCCAUCAAUGUCAUGAAUGUGGCAGAAGCUUCACUCUGAAGUCACAUCUUAAUCAACAUCAGAAAAUCCAUACUGGUGAGAAACCUUUUCAAUGUAAAGAAUGUGGAAUGAAUUUCAGCUGGAGUUGUAGCCUCUUUAAACACCUGAGAAGCCAUGAGAGGACAGAUCCCAUAAAUACCUUAAGUGUAGAGGGGUCUCUGUUGUAGAAUAGCUCUGAAUUUUAGAGAAGCCUUCCUGGAGGGAGACCGUACUCCUAUAAUGAGCAAAGUAACAACUUCAAGCAUUUUUCCAGCAUAACCAUCAAAAUCACAAUAGGUUGAAAUCCUUUAGUUAGAACUCAGCCUUUAGGAACACCGGAGAACCCACAAUAAUAGAUAUCUGUUCGUGUUCCCCACUGAGAAAUGCUUUAGUUAGCAUCUUCAUGCUUGGGAAUCUAGACAAGAAGAGAAUCCAUGGAUGGACAUGGUCGAGGAAUUCAGAAAGCCUUCAGAUGACAUUCAGUCUUCACUUGAAACUCAAAACUGACACUAGGAACAGCCUCAUGAGUUCAGUAGAAGUAAGUUUUAUUUGUAGCUUCUGCCUCGUUUGACGGCCUAUCUAUUCAGGGAAGCACACAGUAAAAGAAUUCUUCAGCAUGAUGUCUGUUUUGGUACCUCAGCAAUGAACUUUUUCUAGAAAUUAUUAUUCCAACCACUAGAAUACCCUAGUCACUAUUCCCACUUUGAUCAUUAACCCCUUUGAAAAGAAACGGACUUAAAGUAUCUCUAUUUUGGCAAAAUUCGGGUCCAGGGGCUGGAUGGUAUGUGUUUCUGCUGCCUUAUUUAAUCUACCACUUCUCUGUGAAACACUCUACCUUGUUUUGGUUUGAUUGUACUGACGUCAAGGUUUAGCCAGUAGAAGGUAGAGUUAAAUUUGUCAAUUCAGAAGAAACUGUGCUGGUCAGUCACAUCUUAAGGCGAAGGGAGAGGGACCUUAGGGGAACAGAGAAGACAGGCAAAGCUGUGGACUGUUUGAUCUUGUAUUGCCCACAGGAAUGAGAGCAGCUAAACCCAUAGAAGGAAUUGGACCAAGGUGAAUUACGAGUCCUGGUCCCAGCACCCAGUAUGUGUGCUGACUCCUGGGUGCCCCAGAAAUAGAGCUCUCCCAUAGAGUGGUGAUAUACAGCAUGAGUUUCAGUUUGCAUUGCAGCUGGGAUUGAAAGGAAUCAGUCAUGAGCCGGCAGGCAGAAGGUCCUGUUAGCCCUGUCUUCCAGGAAGGUCGGGGUGGGAGUUUUGAGUGGGAAAGAGGAUGACAUGCACGAAGAGAGUUCCCCUGAGCCUGUUCGCCAGGGAGAGUGAGUGAGUGCUCUUGGGCACUGCUCAGGCCCUGCUUCUGCUGACUUGCUUGGCUUACAAUAAAUGCCUAAUAAAUAUUUGUUGACCGUAUGUGUUGUACACUAUGGUACCCUGUCCAGUCCCCUCUACCAAGCUGGGACCCCCAUCCCCAGCUGCUCUGAGUUUGGGCUGCAAGUGCUCACAGCUCUUGUUCUCCAGAAACUGGAGAAUUACCCUCAGGAGAUGAGAGACAUCUCACCUUACCCAGGAGUCACCUCCUCUCUACAACCCAACACCUGGUUCAUUUGAUUAAAGCAGGGAAAACCCCAGGGUGCUACGACUGCUCUGGCACCCUUGGAUCAGGCCAAGCUAGACUUUUUCUGAGCCUUCCUCCAUGCUCAGCUCUCUCCCUUCUCUAUCCUGUUUCAUUCCCUCCCUCAAAGGCGUUUCCUGAAUAAAUCACACUGUCAAUCA
Piliocolobus tephrosceles (Ugandan red Colobus) is the source of this 3592-nucleotide messenger RNA. RefSeq names its product zinc finger with KRAB and SCAN domains 5 (gene ZKSCAN5). Gene Ontology annotation, cellular component: nucleus. The coding region runs from base 119 to 2011 and encodes 630 amino acids. The record is from RefSeq and is a predicted model, not a curated record. NCBI's taxonomy places the organism in Eukaryota, Metazoa, Chordata, Mammalia, Primates, Cercopithecidae. Gene Ontology annotation, biological process: regulation of transcription by RNA polymerase II. Gene Ontology annotation, molecular function: RNA polymerase II cis-regulatory region sequence-specific DNA binding; DNA-binding transcription activator activity, RNA polymerase II-specific. The transcript has 3 exons.